AUGCCUCCCAAGAAAUCCUUCAACUGGGGGCUGUGGAUCAAGGUCCUGGUGGGUGGAACGGUCAUCAGCGUUGGUGGACCGGCGCUCACAUUCUGGCUGGUACCAACCGAGGAAGAGCUGAGGUCGAGGUAUAACCCCGAGCUCUUAAAGAGAAGCUUGGAGGGUAGAGAGGAAAGACAACAAGAGUUCGACCAGUUUGUCACGCAGCUCAAGGAGUAUUCCAAAUCCGAUAAACCAAUUUGGGCCGUCAUCAAAGAAGAUGAAGAGAGGAAGAAGAAAGCAAGCCUGGAAGCCGCAAGGCUACAAAAACAGGAGGCUGCAGCCCAGAGAGACGAAAUGCGGCGAGAAGCUGGGCUCGGGAAAUAG
Messenger RNA from Trichoderma harzianum CBS 226.95, 366 nucleotides. RefSeq lists its product as hypothetical. Lineage: Eukaryota; Fungi; Ascomycota; Sordariomycetes; Hypocreales; Hypocreaceae. The transcript has 3 exons. Bases 1 to 366 code for a protein of 121 amino acids. The record is from RefSeq and is a predicted model, not a curated record. Gene Ontology annotation, cellular component: mitochondrial membrane. Gene Ontology annotation, biological process: mitochondrial respiratory chain complex III assembly.